Messenger RNA from Closterium sp. Naga37s-1, 411 nucleotides. The record is from the annotation of a GenBank genome assembly. Lineage: Eukaryota; Viridiplantae; Streptophyta; Zygnematophyceae; Desmidiales; Closteriaceae.
AUGCGCCGAUGCAAGCCUGCUCGCCAUUUUUCAAAACCUUCCUCCCCUCCAUCCCCCACCACCACCAAACCCCACCCUCCCUCCUCCCCCUCUUCCCCCAACCCUCAGCUCAAGAGCAUGCGGCUUCUCCGCAAGUUCAACGGGGGGCACAGGGGGUUUGCGUUUGUGGAGUUUGCAACAAAGAGGGAAGCUGAGAGUGCCUUUGAUGCGCUCAAGAGCACCCACCUGUAUGGCCGCCACCUUGUGCUUGAAAGGGCCAAGGAGGGCGGGGGGCUUAACGAGCUACGUGCCAAAACUGCCGUCCAGUUUCUGGAUGGCGGGGCGGGCGGCGUGCGGCAGAAGAAGCGUGCCAAGCUGGGGCAGGGCGUGGAUGACAGUGAUGUGGCAUUUCGAGAAAUGCAGUUUGGUUGA